AUGCUGGACAUUGCCCGCCUGCCCGCCCUGGGCGCCCUGCUGCGCGCCUUCAUGCGCUUCUCACUCAACGGGGACCGCUCUGCCUGGGACCGCGCCGCACAGCUGCCACACUACAACGCGCGCGCCAUGCCCGCGGUGUCGUUCCACCAGGGGCUGCACUUUGUGCAGCUCUGGAGCAGCGGGCGGUUCAGGCUGUACGACUAUGGCUCGCGCGCAGCAAACCUCGCGCACUAUGGCCACCCACACCCGCCGGACAUUGCGUCAGAGUACUGGCGCCUCGACAUGCCGGUGGACAUCUGCGCGGGCGUCCACGACGGCAUCAUCCCGCCGUCCAACGUGCAGCGCCACGUCAGCGCCAUGAGGGGCGCGGGGGUGGACGUCACGUACCGCGAGUUUGAGUACGGGCACCUGGACUUCACCUUCAAUACGCGUGACGAGCUGCGCUACUACGUCACCUCACGGCUCAUGAAGAAGACGUGA
Molecule: messenger RNA, 480 nt
Organism: Monoraphidium neglectum
Lineage: Eukaryota; Viridiplantae; Chlorophyta; Chlorophyceae; Sphaeropleales; Selenastraceae
Exons: 3
Coding region: 1-480 (159 amino acids)
Source: RefSeq, a predicted model, not a curated record